Rubroshorea leprosula is the source of this 1057-nucleotide messenger RNA. The record is from the annotation of a GenBank genome assembly. NCBI's taxonomy places the organism in Eukaryota, Viridiplantae, Streptophyta, Magnoliopsida, Malvales, Dipterocarpaceae.
CUCUCCUUGGAAACAUUUCAAGCACUCUUAUAUUUCUCCCUUCCCAUUUCUCAAAAUUAAAUUACAUGAUUUUAGUUCUAGUUUGCAUGUAAUAUACAUCCUCUACAAUGGUUUCACAAACCUGCAGCUCUAGUCUUCCUCCUGGAUUUCGAUUCCACCCAACCGACGAAGAGCUGAUCAUGUAUUACCUUCGUAACCAAGCCACCUCACAACAAUUUCCCGUUCCCAUUAUCGCAGAAGUUGAUAUUUAUAAAUUUGAUCCUUGGCAAUUACCAGAGAAGGCGGAGUUUGGAGAAAAUGAAUGGUACUUCUUUAGCCCUCGUGAAAGGAAGUACCCUAAUGGGAUGCGACCCAACAGGGCUACUCUAUCGGGUUAUUGGAAGGCAACGGGCACGGACAAGGGCAUAUAUAGUGGGUCCAAAUAUGUAGGGGUGAAGAAAUCUCUAGUAUUUUACAAGGGUAGACCACCAAAGGGAGUCAAGACUGAUUGGAUCAUGCACGAAUAUCGCUUAUGUGAUUCACGUAAUCAAGCCAAAAAGCAAAACGGAUCCAUGAGAUUGGAUGAUUGGGUCCUGUGUAGGAUUUACAAGAAGAAGCAUACGGUUGGGAAAAUUUUCGAUCAGAAAAUCGACGAAUCUGACUCGAAAAUUGAGAUACAAGGGGGUAAGGAUGUUAUUGACCACCAAGAAAAGAAUAAAUUUUCAAGGACAUAUUCCGUUUCCCAUCUUUUGGAUCUGGAAUUCAUGGGGCCAAUUUCAGAGCUGCUAAUAAGUAGUCAAAAUACAUGCAAUUCAGGCUUUGGUUUCCAAACCAGUACUAUAGAUGAUGCUGAAAUGAACCUAUUUACAGAUUUGGCGAAAUUUCAGGGUGGCAUCUUGAACCAGCAAGCAUACAUGAAUCCAAUGGGACAUCAAUUUCCGUGAUCUUAAUUGUCAAAUACUGUGACUUAAAGAAUAGGAAUGUAAAUUUUGGUUGGCUGGACAUGAUCAAGAAAUACCUUGUGCAUUCAAAAAUUGUAAAUAUUGUUUGGCUGGAAUAAUAUAACACACGUUAAUUG